AUGGUUACCUUUGUUGAAAGACUAGUGUCAAAUACUGUCUUAAAGCCGAAGAAGAAGCUUCUACCCAUUGCACAGAACUUGCGAAGAACAACUAAACCAGGCGGCGAAACGGGGUUGAAAGGGGAUGCCUUUGUCAAUGCAGAACAGAUGCCCGAGAUUACUAUAGAGGGCAAAAAGGUCCCAUUGAAUGAAGUUGUGUGUCUUACUUUAGGAGAACAACUUGAUAUCGACACUAUAAGGCAACUUGUUCUCAAAGAAGCCGGGGUUGACUCCUCUGAUGCUGCUGCUGAUCAUCUUCAAAGCGAUAUAGUGUCGAUAGUAGGAGAUGAAUGUCUUUUGAUACCCAGAAUAGGAUACGAGUUAAUGGUUUUACUGAAUGGAAGUGUAGUAGGUUGGGGACAUCCCAAAGUAUCGGAAAAGCAGAUUCUUGAAGAUCCACUAGUGGAGCAUUUGAAGAGAGGCACUGGCUUUGAAUUAAGUGAACCUUACGAGACCAUUGAAAGUGACGAGCUUGAUUAUGUUGAAUUGAACGAAGUGCCAAAACUUUCAUCAUCAUCAUCAUCAUCUUAUUUACAAGGAGAAGUAUUUGUUGUACAAGGGAUUGACACCACCCAGAGAAACUUGGAUAAAGCAGCUUUUGCUAUGGGGUUUUCUCGGUCAACAAGAUUGGCUAUUUUGGAGAAUGCUCUUGAUAAACAUCUCCAGAGUACUCGAGCCAAUAGUGAGAGAAUGAGUCGUGGAAUGAAGAUAGACACCAAUGAAGGGGAAUUGUUACGUUUAACAGGAAGAUUAUUUCUUUUGAGAGGAAAAUUGAAUUUAUACAGUGAAUUAAUUGAAGUACCAGAUUUAUAUUGGACUGAACCAACCUUAGAAGUCAUUUACGAGGACGUUUCAAAGAUAUUGGAUAUAUCCACAAGGAUUAGUAUUCUUAAUAGAAAGUUGGAUUAUGCCACGGAUGAACAAAGGGCAUUUCUUGGGGUGUUAAAUGAGAAGAAAGGUACCCGUUUAGAGUGGAUCAUUAUCAUUUUAAUUACUGUUGAAGUUGGUUUUGAAAUAUUGAGAAUGGUCAAACCUGAGACACAGAAUCAUGAUAUUCUGGAAGCAAAGUUAAAGGAAGCAUUGUAG
This is a messenger RNA of Lizanozyma spartinae, 1125 nucleotides long. RefSeq lists its product as uncharacterized. The coding region runs from base 1 to 1125 and encodes 374 amino acids. The record is from RefSeq and is a predicted model, not a curated record. The transcript is spliced from 2 exons. NCBI's taxonomy places the organism in Eukaryota, Fungi, Ascomycota, Pichiomycetes, Serinales, Debaryomycetaceae. Gene Ontology annotation, biological process: positive regulation of mitochondrial translation.